Molecule: messenger RNA, 1276 nt
Organism: Cetraspora pellucida
Lineage: Eukaryota; Fungi; Glomeromycota; Glomeromycetes; Diversisporales; Gigasporaceae
Source: the annotation of a GenBank genome assembly
UUUGGAAUUUCACUCGGACGAUCCUCCUGGGGAAAUACAAGUGGCCUUGGAAUUCACUGAACAUUAUGUAACUGAAAAGUUCGGUUCAAGUCAGACGUGUCAAUUUAUUGUAAUUACAGAUGGUCGAAUACCACAAGAUCCGGAUUUCACUCAAAAUUCAGAGUCCUAUGCAGCUAAAUUUCAUAAUCCUCUUUGGCGGCUUCACAUUAUUUGCUUAGCGGAUGAAGUUAGUAAAGAUGAUCAUUCAAAGCAAAUUGACUGUACAUUACAACGGUAUAAAAAACUUUUGAACAGACAUUUGCCGUCCAGAGUUACCAAAAAUCACCCUAAAGGUGAAUUUACUCUCGAAAGAGAAGGUGCCUUUUAUUUCUUAUUGUAUCCCCAUACUGCAUAUAAAAUUACGGAUGCUAUUAACGUGAUUGCCGAAAAAUACCGUAUCCUUGCUUUGCAUGAUCAAAUGUGUAUAUUGGGUCUUGCCUUGAAAAUGGGUAUCCUCUCACUUGGAAAAAUAACCAUGUCAAUACACAUAUAUCCUAUUAUCCAUGUUGAUGAUGAUGUACAACAAUCGAUAAAAAUUAUGUCUGUUGUGGGAUUUAAGCCAAAAGAAUCACUCCGAGGGGAGUCUACUUAUCUACGCUUUUGGAUGUUUUUGAAUGAUGAAAUUAAUGAAAAUGGGUGUAAUAAUGAAUAUUUUCACGUCUUAAGUUCAUCACUAAGAAAAGAAAAUCGGGUAGCAAUCGUUUGGUUGCAAAACAACACCUAUGCCACAAUGGAAGCAUCAUCUUCUGAAUCAUAUUUCUAUUUUACGAUGUAUUCACAUGAAAGUGCAAAAAAUUUGAUGACACCAUCACCGAUGCCUAUAAAUACACAACCAAAAAGCUAUUUAUCUAACAACAUCGAAUUACCUAAAACAGAACUUAUUGAGUUAGUUAUAUAUGUCAUAGCAAAUGUUCAUAUACUUUCUUUUAUUUAUGCUCUUCCAAGUAUUCAGCAAAUAUCAAGGAUUACUGAUAUGUUUUGUUAUAUAUCGCUUCGGGAAAAAGUAAUUGAGAAUUUGCAAGACUUACGAAUUCAGUCGCCAGAAGCCGAGAACCGAGCAAUCCUUACGCAAUGCUUACAAUUACUAGGUGAUACCGAUUUUGAGGAGGAAGAUGAUGAGGACAUUGAAGCAAUGGAUUAUGAAGAAGAAAGAGAAGAUCCUGAAGAUUACGAGGAUCGUAAAGAUGAGGAACGUAGUAAUUCUAGGAUUUCACUCAAUGAUUUGCUAAAUUGGUGA